This is a messenger RNA of Epithele typhae, 834 nucleotides long. RefSeq names its product glycoside hydrolase superfamily. Gene Ontology annotation, cellular component: extracellular region. NCBI's taxonomy places the organism in Eukaryota, Fungi, Basidiomycota, Agaricomycetes, Polyporales, Epitheliaceae. Gene Ontology annotation, biological process: carbohydrate metabolic process. The annotation marks the transcript as partial. Gene Ontology annotation, molecular function: carbohydrate binding; chitinase activity. The record is from RefSeq and is a predicted model, not a curated record. The transcript is spliced from 11 exons.
ACCCUAAACUCCGUCGCCUUCGACGCCGUUUACGUCCAGUUCUACAACAACCCCUGCGGACUGAACGUUUACAACAGCUCGAACGGCUUUAAUUUUGGUCUCUGGGACAUCUGGGCGAGGAGCAGUCCAAACCCGAACGUCAAGGUCUACGUCGGCGCGCCCGCGUCAUCAACCGCCGCGGGCUCCGGAUACGUGGAUCCGUCGACCCUGGCCACGAUCCUCGCGAAGACCCGGGACCGGUUCCCCUCUUUCGGAGGGGUUAUGAUGUGGGAUGCCUCGCAGGCGUAUGCGAACAACCGGUACGACGCGGCAGCCAAGAGUGCGCUAGUCGCCGCCGGGGGCACUGGCUUCGAGUUCCCUGCAUGCUCUGCGGUGGCCUGGUCGGCUAGCGGCACCUACCCUGGUGGGAGCCAGGUCUCUUACAACGGUUACAUAUGGCAGGCGAAGUGGUAUGCCUCCGGUGCGCCCAAGGCGGACAUGAACGGCGACUGGCAGCCUAUCAGCGCCUGCGCAGGAAACGCGCCCUCGAGCACAACCACCAGCGCGGGGAGCGCGCCGACGUCGGGCACCGGCAACUGCGCGGGUGUCGCCGCCUGGGACUCCUCGAUCGCGUACAACGGCGGCCAGCAGGUGACCUACAACGGCCACCUGUGGACGGCGAAGUGGUGGACGCAGGACGAGACGCCGAGCAGCACGAGCGACGUCUGGACCGACUCCGGCGCGUGCAAGACCUCGGGCAAGGAGCAGAGCGCUAGCGCCAGCGCCGAGGCCACCAGCAAGACCGACUCCGCGACCGCACGGCCGCUCAAGUCGUCUCGCUUCUUCCGCCUCUGA